AUUGACCAAAAUAUGGAUCCGGGUCAUCCUCUCCGCACACUUUCAGUCCACAACGUUCCUCUUUGUCCCUCUCAUCUCUCUUCACAGCAUGUGACGCUUUCUAAAACAAUUGCGACAAUCAAAUCCCAAAAUUUUCGACUUUCCAUUUUUCUGCACCACCUAAUUUGGCAGUCUUCUUUCAUUUUGAUCCCCAACCCUCCUUCGGCCAUCGCUUUCUUUCUCGGCUCCAUUUCUGUUUCCCGGAGUUGAACUUGCAACAGUGUGCCUGUGUAAUAUAUUCAGGCGGGCUGCAAUUUGAGGAUUUCUGGACUGCUGGAGUUCUGGGUUAAGUUCAUUAUAGCUGUGCAGCUGAUUUUUUGGUUGUUUUUGUUCGAGGCUGCGCUGUUAAGUUGAUGUGACUGUGGAGAGAUCUGUUGGAGGGGACGAAGUGGCAGAUUGAGUUGUCCGGGGUUUGGAUCCGAUAGCAGUGGAAACAGCGCCACUAGAUGGCGCUGUUCAGGCGUUUCUUUUACCGAAAGCCGCCUGAUCGGCUCCUCGAAAUAUCUGAACGGGUCUACGUGUUCGAUUGCUGCUUCUCCACUGAUGUACUGGAUGAAGACGAGUAUAAGUCUUACAUGGGCGGAAUUGUAGUUCAGCUACAAGAGCACUACCCGGAAGCUUCUUUCAUGGUUUUUAACUUCAGAGAAGGGGAUAAGAGAAGUCAAAUAUCUGACAUCUUAUCGCAAUAUGAUAUGACUGUCAUGGAUUAUCCUCGGCAGUAUGAAGGGUGUCCUCUAUUACCAUUAGAAAUGAUCCACCACUUCCUUAGGUCUAGUGAGAGUUGGUUAUCACUUGAAGGCCAACAAAAUGUUCUGUUGAUGCACUGUGAGAGAGGAGGAUGGCCUGUGCUGGCCUUCAUGCUUGCAGGCCUCCUUUUGUACAGAAAGCAGUACAGUGGUGAGCAGAAGACACUUGAAAUGGUAUACAAACAAGCACCCAAGGAACUUCUUCAUCUUUUAUCUCCUUUGAAUCCACAACCAUCCCAGCUUAGAUAUCUUCAGUAUAUCUCUAGGAGAAACUUUGUAACUGAUUGGCCACCAUCAGAUACACCUCUAGCUUUGGAUUGUAUCAUACUAAGGGUCAUCCCUGUAUAUGAGGUUGGAAGGGGUUGCCGACCUGUGGUCCGUGUUUAUGGUCAGGAUCCUUCUUCAACUACAUCCAACAGGAGUUCCAAGCUCUUGUUUUCAACUUCAAGCACAAAAAAGCAUUCCAGAUUCUACCGACAGGUAGAGUGCGAGCUAGUUAAAAUAGAUAUACACUGCCGUGUCCAGGGGGACAUUGUCCUUGAGUGCAUACAUCUGGAUGAUGAUCUAGCAAGGGAAGUAAUGGUGUUUAGAGUCAUGUUUAACACAGCUUUUAUCAGGUCAAAUGUUUUGAUGCUAACCCGUGAAGAUGUUGAUGUCCUGUGGGACGCGAAAGAGCAAUUUUCUAGGGACUUUAGAGCAGAGGUACUCUUUUCGGAUGUGGAUGUUGAUCCUCCUACUAUACCAACCGAAGCAUCAAAUGAAUAUGGGAAUGAGACAGAAAGUGCCUCACCUGAGGAGUUUUUUGAGGUUGGAGAAAUAUUCAGUAAUCCGGUUGAUGGGCAAGAUGCAAGAGGCGAUUCAGAUAACCACACACUAGAAAGUAAGAGGGACCAUGAGAGCCAUGAGGUAGUCUGGAAGGAGGAAUCUGACCAUCACUCAUUUCAAGAUUGUGCAUCUGAAGAAGGAAAUCAUCACAGACAUGUUGUUGGGGUUGAUCCUACUCAUCCUCAUGCAGAUGUUAACAUUAUGAGGGAAGAGUAUGUUGUGUCAGAGAAUAAACAAUACGGAGAAACUGCACUCUCACAGAAGAAGCUAGACAGGCAUGUUUCAGAAAAUAAGACUGGAGGUGAUAGUAGUAAUAAGCAAAAGUUUGACAAAGUACCUUUGACUGCUUCAAAGAAACAGCCAUUAUCAAACUCAAAACCUUCAUCCGAUGGCAUUGGCAAAAAUAAAUCUAAACAACAAGAAUCUCAGGGGAAUAUUUCAAGACUGGCAAAGCCAAAUGUUGUAUCCAGAUGGAUCCCUCCUAAUAAAGGCUCUUAUACCAAUUCAAUGCAUGUAUCGUACCCACCAUCAAGGUAUAACAGUGCUCCACCUGCAUUUGUGCUUGCCAAGGAUUCUCAGUCAAGUGGAAAAUCAAAACCAGCAUCUACUCGUAGCUCUACUGAUGCGACUGCUUCCGCGAAUGGUACUAUUGAUGCAGCUAGUCGUGCACCUUGCUCGUCAUCAGCCGACAUGUCAAUGCCUGAAGUUGCACCAACUCCCCCUUCAACUUCUUCUCCAGUUGAGAGCCAAGACCUGCAAGAGUGUCCACUUCCUUAUCCCUCACUCCCGGAUCAGCAUACCACCUUAUUAUCAUCUCAAGUCCUGUGUACACAUGUAGAGGGAGGUGGCGCCUCACUCCCUUCUCCUCCAUCCCAACAUUUACCUCUACAAGAAAGCCGGAGUUUAAUCGUUUCUACUACUAACCCACCUCCUCCACCCCCUCCUCCACCACCUUUGCCCCUGUUUUCUACUGGCAUUAUUGCCUCUACUUCCGUAUCACCAACUCCUACCCCACCUUGUGCUAUUUCCAGUGCAGAUAAUGCUUAUAUGGUCUCACCCUCACUGCUUGCAUCAACAACCUCAACCAGCUGGGGUAAUGCAGCUUCUUAUGUGGCACUGUCAAAGUCUAUGUCAAUUCCACCGUCACCCCCUCCUCCACCAUUACUUUCAUCAUCUAUGAUAAAAUCUGUUACCAUUAGAGAAUCCUCUCCACCCCCACCCCCACCUCCACCUCCACUGCCACCCCCCUCCUCCACCAGCACUUUCACCAUCUGUGAUACAAUCUGCUACUGUCAGAGUAUCCACUCCACCUUCACCUCCACCUCCACCUCCACCGCCACCUCCACCACCACCGCCACCUCCACCUCCACCUUCUUUGGUUAGACCUACUAGCUUAUGUGUGCCAGUUCAUGCAAAUAUGAAAUCUGUUUUACAGGGUGUUCCACCUCCUCCACCUCCUCCACCUUUGCCUUCACGAAGUGGUCCAUCACCCCCGCCUCCUUCCACACCAUUUUCACAUAGUGCUUCAAUUCCACCUCCACCACCACCACCUCCUCCUCCCUUUCAACCUUCACGUAGUGUUCCAUCUCAACCCCUCUGCCUGCCACUUUCACUAGGUACUCCACCCCCUCCUCCACCUCCACCUCCACCUCCCUUAUCACAAAAUGGUUUAACUUCGUCCUCCUUGCCUAGCUAUGUUCCACCUCCACCUCCACCUCCACCUCCACCUCCCCCACCACCUUAUUUGCGUAGUGCCGUAUCUCCUUCACUAAGUGGAGCCCCACCUCCACCACCUCCACCUCCCCCAUUAUCUGGAGGUCCGCCACCACCCCCUCUUCCUCCUCCUAAGAGUGGGGCCUCACCCCCUCUCCCUCCAAGUCGUGCACCACCGCCACCUCCACCUCCUCCAAGUCGUGGAGUACCACCACCGCCUCCUCCUCCAAGUCGUGUAGGAGCACCGCCGCCACCACCUCCUCCAAGCCGUGUAGGAGCACCGCCACCCGCCACCUCCUCCUCCAAGUCAUGGAGGAGCACCACCACCCGCCACCACCUCCAAGUCGUGGAGGAGCACCGCCACCCGCCUCCUCCUCCAACUCGUGGAGGCGCACCUCCACCACCUCCACUUGGUGGUCCACCACCCCCCCCCACCACCUCUAAGGGGUUGUACACCUGGUCCUUCACCACCACCUAGCACACCUGGCCCUCCACCACCACCAGGAGCUCCAAGACCUCCAAAUGGUGCACCUCCUCCACUUGGGAGAGGCCUUCCCUCCGGAAGAGGACGUGGACUUUAUGGAAAAGCACCUCCUGCUGGAGCUCCUCGAAGGUCUACAUUGAAGCCACUGCAUUGGAGCAAGGUAACCAGGGCAGUACAAGGAAGUUUGUGGGACGAAUUACAGAGAAAUGGAGAACCUCAGAUAGCACCAGAGUUUGAUUUUUUAGAACUUGAGACUCUUUUCUCUGCCAUAGCCCCAAAGUCAGAUAAAGGUGACAAAUCUGGAGGGAGACGGAAAUCUCUUGGAUCUAAACCUGAUAGGGUUCAUCUGGUUGACUUGAGAAGGGCCAACAACACUGAAAUCAUGUUAACGAAAGUGAAGAUUCCACUUCCAGACAUGAUGGCUGCUGCAUUGGCAAUGGAUCAUUCAAUCUUGGAUGCUGAUCAAGUAGAAAAUCUGAUUAAGUUUUGUCCUACUAAAGAAGAAAUGGAACUUCUUAAGAAUUACACUGGUGACAAGGAUAAUCUGGGAAAGUGUGAACAGUUUUUUCUGGAACUGAUGAAGGUACCACGGGUGGAAUCAAAAUUAAGAGUUUUUCUCUUCAAGAUUCAAUUUAAUUCCCAGGUCUCAGAUUUCCGAAAAAGUUUGUCUACUGUUAACUCUGCUUGUGAAGAGGUCCGGAAUUCUUAUAAACUGAAAGAAGUCAUGUGGAGAAUAUUACAACUGGGAAACACGUUAAAUCAGGGAACUGCCAGAGGUUCGGCUGUUGGGUACAAGUUGGACAGUCUUUUAAAACUUACUGAUACUCGUGCCACUAACAACAAGAUGACACUCAUGCAUUACCUUUGUAAGGCUCUUGCUUCAAGGUCACCUGCACUUCUGGACUUUCAUGACGAUUUUGCAAGCCUAGAAGCUGCAUCUAAGAUACAAUUGAAAUCUUUAGCUGAGGAAAUGCAAGCCAUCAUCAAGGGACUGGAAAAAUUAAAGCUUGAACUGGCUGCGUCCGAGAAUGAUGGACCUGUAUCUGAAAUUUUCCGGAAGACACUAAAAGAGUUCAUUGGAGUUGCUGAAACAGAGGUGACAUCUGUAACAAAUCUAUAUUCCACAGCGGGAAGGAAUGCAGAUGCACUGGCACUGUAUUUUGGUGAGGAUCCUGCCCGCUGCCCAUUUGAGCAAGUUACUGCAACCCUCUUAAACUUUGUGAGGUUGUUCAGAAAAGCCCAUGAGGAGAACUUGAAACAGGCUGAAUUAGAAAGGAAAAAAGCUCUAAAGGAGGCUGAGACGGAGAAUGCUAAAGGCAUGAACCUUACAAAGAGGGGUCCUAAAGAAUGACAAUCCCAUGAAAUGCAUGGUGCCAGAAAAUCGGUGCAAGCGGUUAGCGGACCAACCACAAAAAAUCUAAACUACUUUCGAAGUACUUUAGUUUGCGUGGGAUUCAAAGUAUGAAGUGCAUUUUCAAGGCUUAUGAACCUGAAAGUGCCAGUUAUGGCUCAGCAGGCGAAGCUAAAUGGGGCCUGAAAGUGCAGUUUUGGAGGGUAGAUGUUAUUGCUUUCAUGUUCUCCCUCCAUGUGCUAUGAUCAGACAGGAGUAAUCGACUUUGCACAUGGCGCCAGAGAUAUAUCCAUUGGGAAGUGUAAAGGGGAAGAAGAUCUACAGGUAUGCAUUAGUCUUGUACAGAACAUAGAACUAUAUAGAUUAUUUUAUUGUAACAUAGGAAGGUCCCUUUCCAUGAAAGAAUAUAUGGGAAUUGACCAUGGAAUUUGUUGUACAGAAAGUAUUAGUCGCCAUCAUGCUAGCUAGGUAGAUUGGUUAGUGGCGUAACAAAGAAUAAGCUUAUCAGGUUAGAAUGUUAGAUGCCUCUUUCACAGUUUGCUAAUUCUUUUAUUUGUUUUUCAUUGGAAUUAUUUUUUGACACAAUAUCGAUUAUUAAUACAAUGCGUGCAUUUCUUUUCAAUCAA
Molecule: messenger RNA, 5784 nt
Organism: Cuscuta epithymum
Lineage: Eukaryota; Viridiplantae; Streptophyta; Magnoliopsida; Solanales; Convolvulaceae
Source: the annotation of a GenBank genome assembly